UCGGUUUCGUUCAUUUCAUAACACGAGAAAAAAAGAGAGAGAAAGUGAUUAGAAUAAGUUUGAUAAUGAUAACACAUAACACCGUCAAAUUUGGUUCGUCUGAAUUGAGGGUCUUGUGUAAGCGCACGCUUCUGUUUCAUAGUUCUUCAUUUUGAUUUUGAUUUUGAUUUUGGAUGGACAAAGGUAAAGGUGCAAAGGCAUUAGCGACCUCUUUGCAGAACCUCGAUUUGAAUCCACCAUCCAACGUCAAGUCCAAGCCCUCCAUUACAAUCGCCCAUCCUCAAUUUCAUGGAUUACUUCCUAAGAAGACAAAGCCUCCGAGUUUAGUCAGCCUUUGCGUUGGAGUUGUUGGAAGACAUUUAGAGGAUAUUAUUGCAGAUUUGAGUGAGAUUGCUAUCAACUUGCCAGCUGAUAUAAAGAUAGCAGUGGCAGCUAUUGCUAGAAGAAGAAAGUUGCUGAAUGAUGAAGUCCUGAUUGCAUUAGCUGAUACUUCCUGGGAAAUCCUUGAUGUCUCUGGCUCAGAUGUCUCUGAUUUUGGCUUGAUAAAAGCAGCUGAAGUAUGUGGAUCCAUUAAAGCUCUGGAUAUAAGCCGGUGCACCAAAAUUACUGCCAAUGGUAUAUCUGAGCUUGUGAAGCACUGCUAUUUAUUGGAGACAUUGAGAUGCGGAGGCUGUCCAAGGAGUGAUAACACUGCUCGGAGAUGCUUGGGUAUAUUUAAACCAAGGUUUGAUUAUGUGGAGGAGGAUUCUUGGGAGGAGCUUGAUAUGAAAGAAAUUGCUAGUGGUGCACAAUCACUCAGGUGGCUUGUAUGGCCAAACAUUGAUAAAAAUUCUUUAGAGGACUUCUCCAGCGAGUGCCCACGUGUUGUAGUAAAUCCUAAGUCAUCACUCUUUGGGUUUAUGGGAACUGAGGUUCCUCGGGGAGCAUUAAAAAAUAUCAUAUUGGAUGAUGAAGUUGUCGGGGAUAUUGAUCCCAGAACAUGGACAAAGCAUGGAUUUGCAUUGAAGCCCAUCCCUCCAUCUUCUUCUAGUUCCACUGAAUUAUCAGUGGCUGAAAAGUUCAGACUUGCAUUUGAGGAAAGGGACAACCGAUUAGCUCCAAAGCGAGCUAAAAAUGCUCGGCAACAUCAGCGUCGUGCAGUGCGAGAUUUGAUGUUGAUGAGCACAAGAGCCAAGGCAAUGGUCUUAGCCUCACAAGUAAGCAAGUCUCUUCAUGGCCGAAGCUCAUAGAAUUCUCACAUCACAUGCCUUUUUCAGCUGCUCCAAAAUGUACUCUUAAUUACUUCUAUAUAGUAAGAAGUUGUUGGUCAGACAGAUUUUGAAUCCAAGAUAUGUCCUUUAACAAGCCGGAAAUAUCAGAGCUUUCAAUUUGUGCCCUGUUUGAGGUUGUCACAAAGUGAAAAAUUGUUCAGUUGCGCAUGUUAUCGAAGAGACAUGAUUGCCUGUUGCUUCAUUAUUGUGGAAAUAUAAAAUUAAUUUUCGAAUAUCCAUUGGCAUUGCUUUGGAAGAAGCUCUUGAUUCAAAAGGGAUAAAGGAUCUGCAUGAUAUUUGGCUGAAAGUCAUUGAUAUGGUACUGCCACCCAAUGGUGCUGCUUCUGAGAAGGCCUUUUGCAUGGUGGAAUGGUGUAAUGCAUGGCUAUUCCUCUGUGUAAACUCAACUGCUUAUAAUUGACUGUUAUGAGAAGGGUUGAUGACGAAAAGGACCAUGUCUGGCAAUUUAUACCCUGUUUGUAAAAGAAAAUAUCACAAACGGAGUUUGCGGGUGCGAUUUCCAAUAUAAAUUUUCUAAAAGGCAAAAAAUUUACUUGCUACUAAAAUUUUGAUGUGAAUCGGAUGCAAAUAGGCUUUUUUAGCUAUAAGUAUGUGUGCGAAUUUGUGUUUGUAAUAUUGAUUUUGGAUAAACUUGAGUUUAUGCAAGUGAUUUUAUUGUGCUUGGAUACA
Molecule: messenger RNA, 1940 nt
Organism: Cajanus cajan (pigeon pea)
Lineage: Eukaryota; Viridiplantae; Streptophyta; Magnoliopsida; Fabales; Fabaceae
Product: RNI-like superfamily protein
Source: RefSeq, a predicted model, not a curated record